GCGGAAUCCCCAACGCUAUUCUUCAGGUUCCUCACCCAUCACUUCGGGUUAAGGUGUUUUAGGGGGGUUGUUUUGCUUCUUUUUUGGCCCUUUAAUCUGCUUUUCCGUGUACAUAUUUCUUUUUCUGCUCUUACUAGACGGUCAUCUUACCUCAUCCUCACGCGUAUACUCCCCCGGAGGACCACCCCGAUUACGGAGCAACCGCUAGCCAUCUGCUCACCGGAGAUCUGGGAUCUGUCAUUCUGUCUGCAUCCUGCAUGUGAGGAAUAUGUCCACUCGCCAGCGUCGCCCCACUCAAGCCCAUGAGAAGGAUCUGGGUACCAGCCAGCCUGCUGUGGUGGCAGCUGCGGUGUUGGAACAGCCUUCCCAAGUCAUCAGAAAGCUUCUUCACUGGGACGAUCUGCCCCAUUGGCAGCGCGACAACCAGCACAUCCACACGGGCUAUCGGCCGGCUUCAUUCUCUCUUCUGGUCUCCCUGCAGUCCUUGACCUACCUUCACAAUGAAACGGUCAACAUCUACACGCAUCUGCUGCCGUCCCUACUGGCCGUUCCAGCGGCUGGGCUUCUCUAUCGGGCACUAGCUCCGCGAUAUGAGAAUGCCACCCAGGCGGAUCUGAUUGCUUUUGGAUGCUUCUUCGCGGGGGCGGCCUUCUGUUUGGGCAUGUCUGCAACAUAUCAUACCAUUUCGAACCAUUCCCCCCUCGUGGCCCGCAUCGGAAACACGUUUGACUAUGUUGGUAUCGUAGGGCUUAUCGUGGGCAGCUUCGUGCCUAGCGUGUACUUUGGAUUCUACUGUAUGCCUGAUCUGCAACGGUUGUAUUGGACGAUGAUCUGCGCCCUCGGUCUUGGCUGCAUCCUUGUUUCGAUCUUCCCUCAUUUCCGGACGCCUCGGUGGCGGCCAUUCCGUGCGGCCAUGUUUGUCGGCAUGGGUCUGUCAGCGGUGUUCCCCGUGAUCCACGGCUUACGCUUGUACGGUCUGGAGCAGAUGACACGCCAAAUCGGGCUCGGUUGGCUACUUCUCCAAGGUUUUCUGUACAUUUUGGGAGCAACCAUCUAUGCAGCCCGGGUGCCGGAGCGCUUGCGACCAGGCCACUUCGAUCUCUGGGGCAGCUCCCACCAGAUCUUUCAUGUGCUGGUGGUCUGCGCCGCCAUUGCUCAUCUGACCGGGUUGCUAAAGGCAUUUGAUUACAGACACAGCGGCAUUGCAGACAGUUGUCUUGGGGCCGCGCAGUGAUUCGCCCGCUGAACCUUGGGACAUCGCACAGGCAGAACGUCCUGUGGAGGGGGGAGAAGGGGGGAGGGGGGCGCGCGGCGCCCCCUAAACAU
Molecule: messenger RNA, 1326 nt
Organism: Aspergillus vadensis CBS 113365
Lineage: Eukaryota; Fungi; Ascomycota; Eurotiomycetes; Eurotiales; Aspergillaceae
Product: hemolysin III family protein
Exons: 1
Coding region: 269-1234 (321 amino acids)
Cellular component (GO): membrane
Molecular function (GO): signaling receptor activity
Source: RefSeq, a predicted model, not a curated record